AUGGAUGAGCUACUAUCAACUCUAAUUAACUUUCCCGUAAAUGAAGAGUUAAAAAACAGUAGUAAUAUUAGUGAUAGAUUAUUAUAUAUAGUUUGGAAUAAUAUAUUUUUAAGAAAUGAAAUUCAUAAUCAUAUUUUAAAGUUUAUUGAAAAUAGUUUUGUACAUCUUGAUAUAUCACGCUAUAACCAGUUUAAAGAUAAAUCAUAUAUAACAACACUUAACUGGUAUGGUGAACUACUACCAGAUAAAAAUGAAUUUCCACCAUUUUUGACAGAUUUAUAUUUAAGCAGUUUUAAUAAAAUGUUAACUCCAACAACUUUACCAAAUACAAUUACUACACUCACAUUCGGUGAUGAAUUUAAUCAAGUAAUUUCACCACAUACAUUACCAAAUAGUCUCACAACACUCAAAUUGGGUUAUAGUUUUGACCAAGUAGUUCCACCUGGAUCAUUACCAAAUAGUCUCACAACACUCAAAUUGGGUUAUAGUUUUGAACAAGUAAUUCCACCUGGAACAUUACCAAAUAGUAUUACAACACUCAUAUUCGGAAAUAAAUUUAACCAAGUAGUUAUACCCGACACAUUACCAAAUAGUCUCACAACACUCACAUUCGGUCAUGAUUUUGACGAAAUAAUUCCACCCGGCUCAUUACCGAAUAGUCUUACAACACUCACAUUCGGUAAUGAUUUUAACCGAGUAGUUUUUCCCGGCUCAUUACCAAAUAAUAUUACAACACUCACAUUCGGAACUCAUUUUAACCAAGUAUCUCUACCUGGCUCAUUUCCAGAUAGUCUCACAACACUCACAUUCGGUUAUUUUUUUAACCAAGUAGUUCUACCCGGCCUAUUACCAAAUAAUCUCACAACACUCACAUUCGGUUAUUGUUUUAAUCAAGAAAUUCUACCCGGCCUAUUAUCAAAUAAUCUCACAACACUCACAUUCGGUGAUGAAUUUAACCAAGUAAUUUCACCACAUACAUUACCAAAUAGUCUCACAACACUCACAUUCGGUCGUGAUUUUAACCAAAUAGUUCUACCUGGCUCAUUACCAAAUAGUCUCACAUCACUCACAUUUGGUGAUAAUUUUAAUCAAGUAGUUCUAUCGGGCUCAUUACCAAAUAGUAUUACAACACUCACAUUCGGCUUUAGUUUUAACCAAAUAAUUUCACCCGGAUCAUUACCAAAUAGUCUUACAACACUCACAUUCAGUUAUGGUUUCAAACAAGUAAUUCCACCCGGCACAUUACCAAAUAGUCUCACAACACUCACAUUGGGUCCUACAUUUGAAAAAGUAUUUCCACCCUGCUCAUUACCAAAUAGUGAUACCAACAAAGUUUUAACAUAUAAAAUUUUACCUCCUGAAAUAAAUUAUUAUUAUUAUGAUUUUCAUAUGAAUUAG
Messenger RNA from Dictyostelium purpureum, 1398 nucleotides. RefSeq lists its product as uncharacterized. The record is from RefSeq and is a predicted model, not a curated record. Bases 1 to 1398 code for a protein of 465 amino acids. The transcript has 2 exons. Lineage: Eukaryota; Evosea; Eumycetozoa; Dictyosteliales; Dictyosteliaceae.